GCUCUCGAUUGCCAUGGCCGCCGGAACACCCGAAACGACAUCGGUGCACGCCAACACGAGCAUCAUGCAAGGCGGUGGCGCCUACAACGAAACCGCGGUCGUUCAAAUGACGCUUGUCGACUACACCAAAACGCUGCUGCACACGCAGCUCGAUCGGUACAUCACGACAUUGCCGUCGACUUUGCAUGCGCUCACUGUGCGCAUCGCCGACCUUGGCGCGUCCGAAGGCCGCAACUCGGUGGCGCUGUUAUCGACAGUGCUUGGUUACCUCGAGUCGCGCCUGCCAUCGUCCAUGGAGCGCGAGUACUUUGUCAUGCACGAAGAUCAACCCGACAACGACUUUGCGUCGCUCCUCUCGACGCUGCGGGCGCCCACGUCGUACGUGCAGUCGACACCGAACGUCUACACGAGCGUGAUCGCCAAGAGCUUUUACGAACGCCUCUUGCCGUCGUCGUCGGUCGACAUUGUUGUCUCGUACAUAUCGCUGCAUUGGAUGUCGGCGAUCCCGAUGCCGCUGCCCGGGAACUACAUGACGCUCAACGCGCCGACGCGCGCCGCGCUUCCCGACGUUUGCGCAGCGUGGGCUGCCGCGUCGCACCGCGACUGGGUCCACUUCUUGCGUCUCCGUGCGACCGAGCUCGUGGAUAAUGGCGCCAUGUGUCUCACGAUGGCGGGGUUCGCCGACCACGCUGUCCAAGUGGCGUGGGCCGACGUUGUACCGAAAGCGCUUGUCGAGUGCGUCCGCCUCGGGUGUCUCUCGCAGGCAUCGAUGGACAAGAUGACGCUUGGCGCGUACCUCCGGACGUGCAACGAGGUGCGCGCGGGCGUCGCCGAGGUGCCGGAUUGGGAGCUCCACGAGUGCCAAAUGAUCGACAUGCCAAUUUUGGUGCCGACUGCGAAAGCCGGCGCGGCCUUUAUGGUGGCGACGACGACGCCGUCGAUUGUCUCUGUCAUGACGCCCGACGAGCGCAACAACUCGGUGUUCCACGCAACGUUGGCCGCGCAACUGGAGAAGCAGUUUGAACGCAACGUGACGAUGGACGGCGUGACCAAGCCGCUGUAUGCGCUCUUGGAGAUGCGCUACUUGUACUGCGCGUUGACGCGCAAGCCGCGCACGGCAUCGAUGAAGGCAUGAGGACAAUACCGUUGUCGUUCACAGUCUCAAUACCAUCGAUUCCGAAAUGACACUUGCCACAAUAUAACGUUAGUACAUUUUUAGUGUUGUCAAGGGA
Messenger RNA from Saprolegnia diclina VS20, 1232 nucleotides. RefSeq lists its product as hypothetical. The coding region runs from base 14 to 1135 and encodes 373 amino acids. The record is from RefSeq and is a predicted model, not a curated record. Gene Ontology annotation, molecular function: S-adenosylmethionine-dependent methyltransferase activity. The transcript has a single exon. Lineage: Eukaryota; Oomycota; Saprolegniomycetes; Saprolegniales; Saprolegniaceae. Gene Ontology annotation, biological process: methylation.